Linum tenue is the source of this 600-nucleotide messenger RNA. Lineage: Eukaryota; Viridiplantae; Streptophyta; Magnoliopsida; Malpighiales; Linaceae. The record is from the annotation of a GenBank genome assembly.
AAUUCAUUUCUUCCCCCUUCGUGCAGCAGCCAGACACGAAGAAGAGCCUCGCACUCCGCAGUCGCCGUUCACCGUCGCGGGUCUACGUCGCCGUUCGCCAUCGCUCGACGCCGUCACCGUUCGCCAUCGCUCGACGUCGUCGCCGUUUGCCAUCGCUCGACGCCAUCGGCCGUCGCCAUCCCUCGACGCCACUCCCCUGUCGCCUGUCGCCAUCGUCGUCGGCGGUGGCGGCAGCUCGUUCCCCAUUCCUGUCGGCGAGCGCAACGGCCAGCCGGUGAGGUCUCCAUUCUCCCUUGCAAUCACCUUCUCCCACUGCUGCUGCCUCUCCCCUGCAUCGACUCUCUCCCUCUCCCCUGCUGCCUCUCCCCUACAUUGACUCUCUCCCUCUCCCCUGUUGCACAGAUAUUCUGCCUCUCCCCUGUUGCAUCGAGCCAUCGACUCUCCGCCUCUCCCUUGCUGCCCUCCCCUUCAAUUUCUCGACGCAUACACCCACCCAGGAGAACUUCUUGUGGUACCGGUUCUCAAACGGUUUUUAAACGGUCUAAUGCCGGCUGGACCACUAAUGACCGAGCCGUUCACGUUACCGGGUCAUACUCCGGC